CUCACUCAAUAUGUACUUCUCACCACUUCUCGUAGUCCUCGCAGCCACCGCGUCAGCCAUCGACAUCAGGGCCCACGUUGGCGAUAACUGCGCUGGAGGCUCAGUCGCUUGUACCAACAUCAACCCUAACGUGUGCUGCUCUUUCAGUAGCUCAGCAAGUAGCGGCAGAUCGAGCAUUGCUGUGGUUGCCAUUCCGAGCAACUGGCGCAUCCGCACUGAGGCAUACACGGGCGGUGGUUGCUCAUUCUUUGGGGGCCAGCGCGAUUCUGGCGGUAGCACAACCGUCUGUCUGCCUUACACGACGCGUGGCGACCGCACGGGAGGGCAAUACUGGUUUCUCAACCGCAAGCGCGCUGUAGACGAGUCGUGCUCCGUUGAGCAACCCGGUGCUGGGAAAUGCGAGGCUGUGGUCAAACCUGAUACCCUCGGCCUCGCAGACGGCACCGAGUAUGACAUCGUCGGCCUGACAAAUGAGAAACUUCAGGAGUUGGAGAAGAUUGCCGACAGUGGCGCCGGCGCUGACGCCGUGCCUGCGGAGUUCCAGACUCUGCGCAAGACUGAGACUUGAGGCUAUACACGACCUUUACGACAGCAGGUAUCGGAGAAGUGUGGACCAAACCAGAGCCAAUUGGAAGCAUUUCAGCGGCAUUCGACCUUUCGUCGUUGUGCAUCUAAAUUCCGUCAAGUUAGCAAUUUAUGCCUGG
This is a messenger RNA of Colletotrichum acutatum, 704 nucleotides long. RefSeq lists its product as uncharacterized. The coding region runs from base 11 to 568 and encodes 185 amino acids. The record is from RefSeq and is a predicted model, not a curated record. The transcript has 3 exons. NCBI's taxonomy places the organism in Eukaryota, Fungi, Ascomycota, Sordariomycetes, Glomerellales, Glomerellaceae.